AUGGCCCAAAAAUCCGAGGAAAACACGGUAAUUGAACGAUUUCAGGUUAAUUUUUUUCGACUUCCGACUGAAAUUCAAUUUAUUUUUCAAUUUCCGAUAGAAAAUCCGAGUUAAAAUCACCUGCCGGCACCUGAUAUUGGCUUUUUUCAGUUUUUCGCCAAAAUUUGGAAUUUUUAGAUCGAAGAAGCUAAAUUCCCAUCGAAAAGGCAUCGUCUUGCGUAAAAUUGUCGAGAAACGGCAAUAGACAAGCAUUUCCCACCAAAAGUGCAAAAAUCCCGUGAAAGCGCGAUUUUAUUCCAAACAAGUUAAUUUUUCGUCCCAAAAUGUUAAAAUAUGGGUGUGGCGUAGGUUUUCAGUGCACAUUUCCCAAAAACCACUCAAACAAGGCCGAAAAUUGCAGAUUUUCGUUUCCAUUAACUGUAAAAUUAUCCAGAAAAAGUGGGGGCGUCGCCUGUUGCGAAUACUCAAAAGCUCUUAGCUCAGUCUCACUCUAGCGCAUCAUCGACCAUUCCGCCGCUCCUUUUUCUCCAUUUCGCACUCCCCCCACUUCUCAAUUUCUACUCCGCUCCCUGACCGUCUGCGUCUCCACGGGCGCCCCUUCUCUCUCGUCCCUCUCGUUCUCUCGCACUCUCCGCCUCCCGCACACUCUCUCUCCGUCGCUCCUCUUCUCUGCCUGCACUCUCCCACUUCCGCGCACUAUUUCGUCGCUCUCGGCGCCUCGCCUUCCCCAAAAACAGUCGUCUGGGCACCGGGAAAGCCCUCAAAAUGGAAAAUGGACGAGUUUUAGGCCCCCUAGAUUGUUAGAAAUCCGUCCUCAUUCUAGUCUGUUAAUCUUAGGCCGAAAAGGUACGUGUUUUUCAAAAAUCAAACAAUUUUGUGUCCGAAACGCUCGAAAAUUCGCAUUUUUGCAGAUGAAUCGCAUGACGAUGCUCGAAAAGGGCUGCGAUCCCAUUCACAGCACCGGAUCGUCGCCGUCGGCCCGAAACUCGUACACAAGAUCGCCCAGUUCCAAAUCAGGUGAGACACCGCUAAAUUUGUGCGAUACCAGCAAAAACCGCGAUUCUCCACGAUUGUAGGCCGAAAACCCUCGUUUUGCAGUUGUUUUCCCCGAUGUUUGACUAAAUUGAGCCAUUUUAUCAGUAAUAGCACACAAAUUUGAAAUUUCCCACUUUCCCGUUAUCGUAUGGCUCAUAAAACCGCCCGCUGCACUCAUGAUCGAGAGAGAGAGAAAGCGAAAAGUUUAUGUUUUCCUCCUUCACUUCAAAAACUGAUAAUAUCGCCGCCGCCGUCGCAUUUUGGCGCCUCGCCAGUACCGAAAAGGAGAUGGUGGAGAACUGAUAAGAUGACGGAUGAUGUUGAACUUUUACGCGCCGUGAACAGGCCGUUGGACGUCUUCCGAAUGGGAAAAGACACAUUUUUGGGUUUCUUCGGCGUGAAAAGUUUCUUCAGAGAUGUUUUUUGGACGAUUUACUACUCUCUGUUCUUGCCUUCUCUGUUCUUGCCAGUUUCCCUCUUAUUUUGACGCAUUGCGUGCAUAAAUUGUACGAAACGGCCUUGUGUCUUCGUGGGUGGUCUCCUUUCGAAGGCGAAAUCGGCAAUAUCGGAAAUCUGGCUUAAAAAUAGAGGAUGAUCAACAAGAUUUUGCACUUUCAGCUAAAUAUACUCUCAAUCCGCAUAUUCCGGAUGAUUCGAAUAAGCUGGAAUUACGUGAUGUUUGGUAUUCGAUGGGAUUAGGAUUCCUGAGGAAGUCAAGAUUUGCACGGAAAUGCACGUUUUUGGAUGGAAUGAAUGAGAUCCGGGACGUAGGAAAAUAAUUUUUACUGCCACAAAGUUUUUGCAUAACUGUACUUCGUGGCGAGAUCUUUUUCAAGGUUAGAGUAGUGGCUUCGCUACUUUUUGUUCGCUUCGAGACCCUUCCCGCAUACUGUAGCUUCUCUAGACGCUUCUUUGUCGUAAAAAGUUGUUAUUAUUUUGUGAAGGACAUUCGCGCGACAACAGCUGCUAAUGUGUCCUUCCCAUACAAACGGCGGUCGAAAUGAGACGAAUACGGUGGAGAAUCGGAAAACUGGUAAAAAUGAAUUAUUUUCCGCACACCGUCGAUAUCUUCAUUAGUGUCCUCUUGAUCAGCGUCUCCUCCAGCUUCUUUGAUCUCUCCUAUCCCUGAAAUCUAUCAUCCGGCCACGCUCGGCGAUGAAUUUGUGAAAAUGGAAGGCUUGUUGUUGUUCCACAAUUGUUUCGGGCUAGAGACUUUGGAAAUGUACAGUAAUCUGAACAAGCCUACGAAAGUGAAACCUUUUUUGUUUCCGCUAGAAUUUCCGUCCAAAAACAACUUGUUGACAUGGACAUAGACACACUUUUUUCCGUCGUCUCGAAAAACAGAGCAUUUAGCGCCAGAUGUUUCUCCAAACACACCAAGCGCCGCCCAUUUUUAAAUGGAAACCUAUUUGUUGUUCGUCGAGCCUCAUUCAUUUCUACACUAAUGGAACACCACUCAUCGGCUGCUAUUCACGCGGUUGCGAAAAAAGUGGCGAAAUGUCAUGGACAUUUGGAGGCGGAAAUGGAGGCGAUCGUCGAAGAAUGUCUCGCCGAUAUUAACGCUCCACGCCCGGAAAAGCAUCCGGGCGAUGCGGAAGAGCAUGCGGAUCCGGAUGUUCAACGGCUGGCAGAGGGUCUCCACGAUCUUGGUGAGCGAAAGUAGAGCCACGGACAGAAAUUGCGCGUUCCGUCUUCCUUCCAGGGCUUUUGACCGGGAAUUUCCGCGUUAUCAGUUGCAAUUCUAGCCUAGAUUUGAAGUAACAGUAAUACCUAACCGAGUUCUCUUCAUAUUGAUGGCCUAGAACUUGGAAAACCAAUUUCCCCCUUCUCAAAAAAACUGACCAGAGCUGUAGUGGACGGUUUUUGAGGAGAUUUUUCACAAAAUCAAUCAGUGCCUCUCCUGUCAACCUAAUAGUAAGAACCCAUUUUAGACUCUCCGUCGGCGGAGCAGCGCCGCAACACGACCUCCACUUCGCGCCGUCCGUCCUUCCUCUCGCAGGUGCGGGACUUUAUCCACCCGCGCGCCGGCUCCCUGGGCGCCUCGAUGUUCCGUCGCCCGUCGGCCGGCUCGGAAACCCGUCGGGUGCAGGUGGCCGAGUGCCACGUGGACGCGUACGAUCUGCGCGACAAGAAUCCGAACUUCUACGACGACGAUCAGGGAUUCAGACGCCCGCGCUCGAACAGCUCCGGACUUUUGCUGCUGCGCAAGACUUCGCGUCCCGUCUCGUUCAAUGUCGUCGGAGUUAUUGGUAAGAAUUGAAUAAUCAUUUGAGACCUGUUUACAAAGAAAAACAAAUUUCAGACCAGAAAAACGACCCGUACCAGCAGUACAUGUCGCUGGUGGACGUGUACGAGUUGUGCCCGAACAACUCGAAAAUCAUCAUCAUCGACUCGCUGACGCCGGCGACGCGCGCAUUCCGCAUCAUGCGCGACCACAGUGUGACGACGCUCAUCGUCUGGGACACUUCGGACCACUUGCACGUGAAGCGCAACAUUCUGACGCUGACGGACUGCCUCCAGGCGAUCCGCAACGAGACGAAACCGCACCCGCAGGAUGAGGAGCACGUGCUACGCGCGAGGGACAUCCUCUCCGGAUCCUCGCUCGUCAGCGUGUCGAUCAGUUCGAAGAUUCUGGAACUUUGCGAGGAACUCCACUCAAACCGCCUCCACAGAGUCGUCGUCCUCGAUGAUCUCUCCGAAGUGGUGCACAUCAUCUCGGUCCGGCGCGUCAUCGCCGCCAUCCACAAACAGAACCGCUCGCUGCACUUUGCCCAGUGGCUCUCCAAACCCAUCGGAUUCUCGACCAUCGGCACGUGGGACAACGUGGCCGUCAUCUCGCACGAGGCCACCGUCUUUAGGGCCAUGGAGGACAUGCUCGGAUUCCAUUAUUCUGCUCUGCCGGUUGUUGAUGAGAAUAAUGAGGUUUGUCGCUGAUUUCGUCCAAAAUUUAUCGACUUUUAAAUCGGGAAAUAUUAGAAAAAUUACCUUCAGGUGCUCGGCGUGAUCACAAAAACGGACAUCUGCAAGGCGCUGCCGCUGAGCUUCUACGAACCGAAGCGUUGGCUGAAGGAGACACUGGUGAAGGACAUGUUGCACAUCUGCCGGAGCCAGAUCUUCAUCAGCUCGGCGGACACCAUCGGACAGACCCUCGACACACUCAUCAACGCCGACUCGCAGACCGCCUUCGCCGUCUACAACCGCAAAGUUUGUCUUUUUUCAGGGCUUUUUGAAGCCUGAACUUUUGACCCAGCCGCAAUAAUCUAUGAUCCGAUCGGACUCGAGCUUUACAGGCUUUUUAGACUUGGAUUAAAGUAUUAUAGGAAUAAAUUUCAUGUCUGAUCCCGAGAUCGGCUUAGCCCGAUAGCUUUUUUCUACACAACUCGGGACCGGAUAAUCCGAUCAGUCUGCAAUUUAGUCCCCAAAUACUUCAAUUCAAGUUCAAGAAGCCUGCGAAGUUUGAGCCUGAUCGAGAAAUUGCAAGUGACUCGAAAGUUCUGUACAAAAUCCUCACAACUUUCAGGUGAUCGGUGCGAUCUCUCUGACCGAUUUCCUGACGUUCAUCCUGCGUUCGCCGCUUGCUCCGACCGAGGAAGAAGAGCCCCCAUCGGCGAUGCCAACUCCAGAAUCCACGUCGAGCAGCACGGAGAACAUUGUGCCGAAUAAUAACAAAUGA
This is a messenger RNA of Caenorhabditis sp. 36 PRJEB53466, 4708 nucleotides long. Lineage: Eukaryota; Metazoa; Nematoda; Chromadorea; Rhabditida; Rhabditidae. The record is from the annotation of a GenBank genome assembly.